CCCCUUCCCCCCUGAAAGUAAUAAUAUAAACAAAAAACAGACUCAUUCCUUCAUUCUUUCGUUCGCCCCCUUCUUGAUAGAAAGACGAUCAAAAAGAAGGGUUUUCGUCUUCAAAAAAUACGAGCGAACAAACGAUCGACAUAGAUCUGAUAUUCAAGAUUUGAUCCCCUUGUCGUGUAUUUAGACUGUCUACGUUGAAGCUAAACUGCUUGUCCUAGGUUUUUGAUGGAUGAUGACUGUACCGAUGGAUAAUACGUGUGCUUCCUCAUCAAGGGAGCUUGUCCAAAAUCUUUUCAGCAAGAAUGCUGAGUUGGAGAACAAGCGCCGCAAGUCCGCUCAAGCGAGACUCCCUUCGGAUCCUAGUGCAUGGCAACAGAUGCGUGAGAAUUAUGAAACUAUAAUCCUUGAAGACCAUGCGUUCUCUGAAAAACAUGAGAUAGAAUUUUUACUAUGGCAGUUGCACUAUCAACGAAUCGAGGAGUUGAGGGUGCAUUUAAAUGCUGCUCUAGCAUCUACAGGAUCAACGGCAUCUCCAGGUGGUAAAGGUGUCGCCCACCCUGAUCGGAUUAAGAAAGUACGUACCCAUUUGAAAACGUUUCUUUCAGAAGCAACCGGAUUCUAUCAUGACAUAAUAUUGAAAAUCCGAGCAAUGUAUGGACUACCCCUGGAUCAUUUCUCUGAGGACUCGGAAAAUCAUAUUAUUCUGGCAAAGAAUGAGAAGAGAUCUGCUGAGAUGAAAAAAGAAAUGCUUUCCUGCCACCGCUGUUUCAUAUACUUGGGGGACCUUGCGAGGUACAAAGGACUAUAUGGAGAGGGUGACUCCAAAACACGUGAUUUUGGAGCCGCUUCAAGUUACUAUUUACAAGCUGCUUCGCUCUGGCCUUCAAGUGGCAACCCACACCAUCAGCUUGCGAUAUUGGCUUCCUAUGUUGGAGACGAUUUUCUGUCUAUUUAUCGGUACUUUAGGAGUUUGGCGGUAAACAGCCCAUUUUCAACAGCAAGGGAUAACCUUAUAAUCGCAUUUGAAAAGAAUCGUCAGAGUUACUUGCAGCUGCCUGGGGAUGCCAAAGCCUCAUCGGUGAGGAACAUACCUGUUAGGAAGACAAGAAAAGGAAGAGGGAAAGCAGAGACAGUGAUGCAGCUUGAAGAUAGUAAAGUUGAUCCCCAUUCCAUGAAGGAAAGAAGAUGCAGCACUGCAGAGACGUUCAAAAACUUCUGUGUUCGAUUUGUACGGUUAAAUGGCAUUCUUUUCACUCGAACAAGCCUGGAAACAUUUGAGGAGGUCUUCUCUAUGGUUGGCAGCGAUCUCCAUGUUCUUCUUUCAUCAGGGCCAAAAGAUGAGCUGAAUUUUGGGUCAGAUGCUGCUGGCAAUGAAAUUUUCAUUGUUAGACUUGUUGUGGUUCUCAUAUUCACAGUUCAUAAUGUGAAGAGAGAGAGUGAUGGACAGUCAUAUGCUGAGAUUUUACAGCGUUCGGUUCUUCUCCAGAAUGCAUUUACUGCUGCCUUUGAUUUUGUCGCACACAUACUCCAGAGAUGUACACAGUUGACUGAUCCUUGUACGAGCUAUCUUUUACCUGGUAUUCUGGUUUUUGUUGAAUGGCUAGCAUGUAACCUGGAUAUUGCUGUUGGUAGUGAUUUGGAGGAGAAGCAAGCUUCAGCCAGAUCGUUAUUUUGGAGCCACUGUAUAGCUUUCAUGAACAAGCUAAUCUCUAGUGGGUCAAUCUCUACGGAUGAGGAUGGAGAUGAGAGCUUUUUUUUCAAUAUGAGCACGUAUAAUGAAGGAGAAACUGGGAACAGGCUUGCUUUGUGGGAGGAUUUUGAGCUGAGAGGAUUCUUACCUCUUCUUCCAGCUCAACUUAUUCUUGAUUUCUCGAAGAAGAUCUCUGCUGGUUGUGAUGGUGCCAAGGAGAAGAGAGCUCGUGUUCAGCGGGUUCUUGCCGCCGGAAGAGUUCUUCUGAAUAUAGUCAAGAUUGACCAAGAAGGAGUAUAUUUUGAUCAGAAGUCGAAAAAAUUUCUUAUCGGUGUUGAACCUCAAAUAUCUGAAGAUUUCAUGUGCACUGAUUUGACUGACAUGACUGAAUAUAACUGUACGAGGCAAGAAGAUCUAGUGGAGAAAAUAGUGAAACAACCAAUUGGGCAAGCUUAUUCAGAAGGUGAAGAUGAUGAUGAUGAUGAUGAUGAUGAUGAUGAUGAAGUGAUUGUUUUCAAGCCAGCUAUUGUUGAGAAACUUGUCGAUGUGGUAUCUCCAAAGUUAAUCUCCAAUCAGGUACUUCGGCCCAGUGAGAAUGGUGUAAGCACUGAAUGGCCAGAUUCUGCAGUACCCUUUUCUGCUCCUCCGAGUAAUGUCCACCUACAGAGUUCUUUGGACGUCAGUAACCAAACACUUUCUUCUUUCGCUAAAACUGUUGCUCCCCAGCAUCUCCCACCGACCUGUUUGGGCGCUGUAAUUUGGCCUGUGGAACAUCACAGUUGUCUUUCCAAUGGAAUGAAUAAUUUGAGAAUUGCUGGCAGUGGGGUGGUAGCGAAAGAAGAUGUACAACAAGGAUUUACUUCUUUUUACGGUCAGUUUGCGGGCGAUAUUCCCCAAUCUGUCAAGCUUGCGAUUGGCAGCCCUUGUAAUGGUGACUCUGAAGCUGUUGAAGCUGUUAUUCCAUCUAAAUAUGAUUCAAUAGUGUCUUCAGAAGAAAUUACUGCAAAUGUGUCGGUGAACUCAUCACUUCUCGUUCCUGUCGGUUCAAAAAAGAAUCCAGUGAGUCGACCUGUUAGACAUCUUGGUCCGCCACCUGGAUUCAGUCCGGUUCGUCCCAAGUCUACAACAGACAAUAUGAAGGUAGGGUCUGAGCUGAAGAAUGAAAUUUCCCCACCUGAUGAUUACACCUGGCUUGAUGGUUAUCAACUACCUUCCUCAAUCAAAGGCACUCUACCCAACUCGACCAAUAACAUGGGGAAUUUGUUCCCCAGUGUUAUCAGUGCCAGCAAUGGCUUGGGUAAUGCAGUUAGCUAUCCUUUUCCUGGGAAACUGGAUCCAACUAUGCUGGUCCAAACUGAAAAUUGGAAUGCCAAGCAGGAUUACUACCUGCAAGGACUGUACCAAGAGCAGCAUCAGCAGAUCCAGCAAGCAAGUCAUCUGUAUGCUCCUCAGCAGAAUCACCAAGGACAGUCCAUGUGGUCAGGCAAUUUCUUUGUGUGAAGUACGUAGGAACAGAUGUUUGAUGAAGUGAAGAGCCUCUGUUGGUGACCAGAACCACAGCCUGGUGCCUACUGAGUUCACUCUGCGUUCAAUGUCAUUACAUUUCAGAUCCCAGCAUUGGAUGACCAUGAAGCAGUGAUGCACCUCCCGAGAAGCAGCAUUUGUAGACCUUUUCCAGACGGAAUCAAAAAUUAUGUAUGGGUGGGGGAGUUCUACAAGGGUAACACCUUUAUUUGGUUGUACAAUCGAAGGUCUUAAGGUGAUGUGAUAUUGAGAGUGGUCGCUUUCUAGGGCCAUUCGUCGAGAACUUGAGCAAAGGCAACUAGCUAUUUUACCAAGUCUGGUUAAUAGUCACUUAUCUGUUUGAAAGAAGUUCUAUUAGUCAUUUUCUGUCUUUGGCCGCCGUUAUUAUCAAUAAUAGGAAGAUAUGUUUGUGCACUCGUCUGAAGUUUUCAGAGCGUGUCUGGAGUCAAGGGCGGUUGCUUGAUUGUGUUUGAGUAUAAUGCGUUACUCACAUUUCAAAUGACAUGGUAAAACAAUUAUGAAGUUUGUAGAGUGUGCUCCAGUUUGUUGCUUUUGUUGGAAUAAGGAUACCCUUGGUAUGGUUACGGGUUACACAAGUGAACUUGAAACUGGUUUGUGCUUGUUUUAUAAUUUUUGGUUAUGUUGACAAAGUUAUUAUAACACUAACACGUGGAAUUUCAAUACAGUGUUUGAUUUUGUUAAUGUCAUGUUUGAUACAUGCUAUUAUAACGUUUAAGUGAAGACCGUCAAGAUGA
This is a messenger RNA of Papaver somniferum (opium poppy), 3969 nucleotides long. Its product is annotated as protein SMG7-like. The transcript is spliced from 8 exons. Gene Ontology annotation, biological process: nuclear-transcribed mRNA catabolic process, nonsense-mediated decay. Gene Ontology annotation, cellular component: telomerase holoenzyme complex. Gene Ontology annotation, molecular function: telomeric repeat DNA binding; protein binding; telomerase RNA binding. Bases 230 to 3190 code for a protein of 986 amino acids. NCBI's taxonomy places the organism in Eukaryota, Viridiplantae, Streptophyta, Magnoliopsida, Ranunculales, Papaveraceae. The record is from RefSeq and is a predicted model, not a curated record.